Molecule: messenger RNA, 357 nt
Organism: Phalaenopsis equestris
Lineage: Eukaryota; Viridiplantae; Streptophyta; Magnoliopsida; Asparagales; Orchidaceae
Exons: 2
Source: RefSeq, a predicted model, not a curated record
UGUCAGAUGCCACUUCAUCCUAUCACUCCGAACAGCCUGCUUGAAUCAGUGUGCUGGUCAGUAUCAGAGCCUACUUUCUCGGCCAGCAUCUUCACAGAAUCCUCUGAGAUUGAUGACGCUAAUUCAGUUUUUUAUGAUGCUCGAGGGGAUGGAAGGGAUUCUGAAGCAUCAAUUGAAUCCUGUUCUCGUGUGUUAAGAGAAAGUGAGAGAAGUGAGGUGAUAUUUAGGAAUCAUUUCCUUACUAUACUAUUCCCGGUUGAUCGGUUUGGUGAGCUUGGGCCUUCUUCAAGAGCCUUCUUCAGUGAUGGUGGCUUUACUCGCCUACAAGUUUUGGAUCACAUUUACAACUUCUAUCAG